Molecule: messenger RNA, 1952 nt
Organism: Camelina sativa (false flax)
Lineage: Eukaryota; Viridiplantae; Streptophyta; Magnoliopsida; Brassicales; Brassicaceae
Source: RefSeq, a predicted model, not a curated record
CAUAGGGAUAAAAAAAAAAAACAGGAAAUAAUAAAAUAUCACUUUCCCUCUCGCCGGCGAGAAUAAUAAACACAACUAAAUCGGAGAGAGAAAAACUCAGCCGGCGAUGGAGAGUUUGGCUCUUCUCCGUUCUCUCUCAGUCUCCACUUCUUCAUCAGCCACCCAUCUCAACCUCCGCCGUUAUCAUCCCAAAUCAUUGUCGUCGGUUUCCAUUUACUCAUCCCCAACCCUCCGAUCACUCUCCAUCUCCUCAACUCGAUUCACACUCCACGCCACCGCCUCUUCCUCGCGGGAGAACCAGAACGAACCUCUCCCUCCUCCUCCGACGCCUCCGCAACAGCAGCAAGGAGCGAAGCUCAUCCCUCUGGCAAUCUCAAUCUCAAUAGGUCUCAUGGUGAGAUUCAUAAUCCCAAGACCAGAACAAGUAACCUCACAAGGAUGGCNCUACUUGGCCAGCUUCAUUUAUUAUUCUCCAGGCUUGUUAUCUCUUGAUCCAUUACCUAUUUGCAAGCCAGACUGGUCACUGCCAGGGGUUCUAGCAGCACUUUGCUUGGCUUUCAACAACAAUCUCUCUGGUGCUUUGGCACAUUUUAGUGGUGGACCAGCUGCUUUAUAUUACGGAGGUCCGUUUUCUUCUUUCAUCUCCUUNAUCGCUACUUACUUCGUCAGAUGCCUUGGCAAAAGCACUCUUGGUUUAUCUUAUGGUCUUGCCUUCUGUGACAUGCUUAUGGGUUUGAUUAUGCCCUCUACCAUGGCUAGAGCCGGUGGCGUUUUCUUGCCCGUCAUUAAAUCUCUCUCUCUCUCCGCCGGAAGCUACCCCGGAGACCCAUCUUCCAGAAAACUCGGUUCUUUUCUUAUUCAAACCCAAUUGCAGUGUUCAGGAGCUUCUGGUGCGAUUCUUCUGACAUCAGCUGCACAAAACUUGCUAUGUCUCAAACUAGCCAGAGAAGUUGGUGUUGUAAUCUCGAAUCCAUGGAUCACUUGGUUUAAAGUGGCGAGUGUUCCUGCGUUUGUUUCUCUUCUUUCUACUCCUCUCAUCAUCUACAAGCUUUACCCUCCUGAGCUGAAACACACACCAGAAGCUCCCGCUGCAGCUGCUAAGAAGCUUGAACGAUUAGGUCCCAUCACGAAAAACGAAUGGAUCAUGCUCGCCUCUAUGGCUUUCACCGUCUCUCUUUGGGUUUUCGGAGAGGCAAUAGGAAUAGCAAGCGUUGUAUCCGCGAUGAUCGGUCUAUCAACGCUUUUGCUGUUAGGAGUUAUAAACUGGGACGAUUGUCUAAGUGACAAAUCAGCUUGGGACUCCCUCACUUGGUUUGCGGUUUUGAUUGGUAUGGCUGGACAGCUAACAAACCUCGGUGUCGUUGCUUGGAUGUCGGAUUGUGUGGCAAAACUGCUACAAUCCCUCUCCCUGACUUGGCCAGCUUCAUUUAUUAUUCUCCAGGCUUGUUAUCUCUUGAUCCAUUACCUAUUUGCAAGCCAGACUGGUCACGCAGGAGCACUCUAUUCCCCUUUCUUGGCGAUGCAAAUCGCUGCGGGAGUGCCAGGGGUUCUAGCAGCACUUUGCUUGGCUUUCAACAACAAUCUCUCUGGUGCUUUGGCACAUUUUAGUGGUGGACCAGCUGCUUUAUAUUACGGAGCUGGAUAUGUAGAUCUGAGUGAUAUGUUUAGAGUCGGGUUCGUGAUGGCUCUUGUACAAGCAGUCAUCUGGGGAGGUGUUGGAUCUUUUUGGUGGAAAUUUUUGGGUCUCUACUGAAUGAAUUAUACCGAACCGGAAUCAGUCCCUGAGCAUUUGAUCCAACCAAAUACAGAAACAAUAGUUUCGGCUUUAAGGGUAUCAGUUGAAAAAUAUCUGGUAAUUCAAGUUCACUGCGAUUUUUUAACUGAAUAUAAUAAAAAUGUUAAUCUUAGAUGUUAUAGAACUUGGAACAAUGCAUCCUGUUUUACAUCCUGAA